Messenger RNA from Humulus lupulus (European hop), 733 nucleotides. RefSeq lists its product as uncharacterized. Gene Ontology annotation, cellular component: chloroplast. The record is from RefSeq and is a predicted model, not a curated record. NCBI's taxonomy places the organism in Eukaryota, Viridiplantae, Streptophyta, Magnoliopsida, Rosales, Cannabaceae. The transcript is spliced from 2 exons. The coding region runs from base 133 to 684 and encodes 183 amino acids.
GGACACGAUCCUUAUCUUACCCAAACUUGUCCAAAGCCAAAAGUUUCUAUUUACAACUACAAGUACUCAUUUUUGUGUUUAGCAAAAAAAAAAAAGUACUCAUUUUUGUGUGGCUUGGCUUCAAUCCCAAUAAUGCUAACUCAGUUGGGAAAUUGGUCUUCUUCAACCCCUUUGUUAGUGCCCUGUGUUCUUCCUGGUAGAGCCAUAGCCAUAGCCAUAGCCAGUAGUACUACUUCUGGUUCAUGCCAAAUUAUUAGGGUUAGAGAAGUAACAAGUUUAAGCAGUAGUAGUAGUAUUAGUACUAAGCUUUACGCUGCUGCCAGGAGAAGAGUGAGAUUUAACGAAGAAGAUGAAGAUGAUGAUGAAGAAGAAGAAUAUGGUUAUCACGAAGAGAUUGGAAUGUUGGAACUGUAUAGUCAAAAUGCUAGAGGUGAAGCACUUCUAGUCCAAACUGUGCUCCAUGCUCAAGAAAUCCAAAUCCUUAUCUUCAAGGGAUUCUCUUCAUGCUUAAGCUAUAGUACAUCACCAGACCCAUCCAAGAGCAUUGUUCCAGCCAGAGCUGUGAUAAAGUCCAUAGACAGAAUUAAAGGUCCUUUUGACCCAUCUAAUAUAGAGUACAUUCAAAAAGGCCUAUCAUGGGAAGAAUUUAAGACCACUCUCCUAUCCGAAUAUGAAAAUAAAUAACUCCACAAAUUACUCUUUUAUUUAAUACCACUUCUACUAUCUCACCCAA